This is a messenger RNA of Ziziphus jujuba (common jujube), 2032 nucleotides long. RefSeq names its product protein DJ-1 homolog C. The coding region runs from base 146 to 1564 and encodes 472 amino acids. Gene Ontology annotation, biological process: protein deglycation, glyoxal removal; guanine deglycation, glyoxal removal. Lineage: Eukaryota; Viridiplantae; Streptophyta; Magnoliopsida; Rosales; Rhamnaceae. Gene Ontology annotation, cellular component: nucleus; cytosol. Gene Ontology annotation, molecular function: protein deglycase activity. The transcript is spliced from 8 exons. The record is from RefSeq and is a predicted model, not a curated record.
UCACCGUUUUUUGUGUUUUUCGAAACUCACUCGCAGUCACCGCAAUCUGUAAUUCUGACUUGAACGUUAAACCCCUUUUUCUUUUCUUGAAGAUAGAACAUGCUAAACCCAGAUAAGGUCUGAGGAAUUCUGUAUAACUGCGUCAAUGGACUCUCUGUCUUCGAUUCUCUCACCAACCACCGUGACUUUCCGUUUUCCGAAGCUCACUCUUAUGGCUAACUCUGCUACUGGUGUUUCUUCUUUCUCGUUUGCGUUCACUAUCUAUGGAGGAGAGCGCAGAACAGCAACUACGAAACGCUCUGCUAAACCCAGCAAAACCUUAUCGCCCAAAGAACCAUCAACACCAAUCCCGAGUUCCCUUACUACUUUUGCAGACAGUAACACUUCACUUCCUCCUAAAAAGGUUUUGGUUCCAAUCGGGUUUGGUACCGAAGAAAUGGAAGCUGUUAUUAUGGUUGAUGUUCUGCGAAGAGCUGGUGCUGACGUCACUGUGGCCUCGGUGGAGCAGCAACUAGAGGUUGAAGCUGCAGGUGGUACAAAACUGGUUGCUGACACCUACAUUUCAGCUUGUUCCGAUCAAAUUUUCGAUCUCGUGGCUUUGCCGGGAGGAAUGCCCGGCUCAGCGAGGUUACGAGACUGUGAACUUCUUCAGAAAAUUACAAGCAAUCAGGCUGAGGAGAAGAGGCUUUAUGGAGCUAUAUGUGCUGCUCCAGCAGUCACACUUCUACCAUGGGGCCUUCAUAGAAAAAAGCGGAUAACUUGCCACCCUGCAUUCAUGGAUAAGCUUCCAACCUUCUGGGCAGUCAAAUCAAAUAUUCAAGUAUCAGGAGGGCUUAUAACAAGCCGUGGCCCUGGAACUACAUUUGAGUUUUCCCUAUGCCUAGUAGAGCAGUUGUUUGGGGAAUCUGUUGCCAGGGAAGUUGGAGAAUUAUUGUUCUUGUGCGGUGCUGAUGAUGAAUCUAGAAAGCAAGAAUUCAACAAAGUUGAGUGGUCUGUGGACCACAACCCUCAUGUCCUCCUUCCAAUUGCUAAUGGUUCUGAAGAGAUUGAAGUAGUAACUAUUGCAGAUAUUCUACGACGAGCAAAGGUCAAUGUAGUAGUUGCUUCAGUUGAGAAAUCUGUGAAGAUUUUGGCAUCUCGAGGAACCAAAAUAAUUGCUGACAAGCUAAUUCGUGAUGCUGCAGAGUCUAUAUAUGAUAUAAUCAUUCUUCCGGGAGGAAAUGCUGGAGUUGAGAAGCUGAGUAAAUCUAGGAUCCUAAAGAAACUGCUCAAAGAACAGGAAUUAGCUGGAAGAAUAUAUGGUGCACUCUGUUCCUCACCUGAAAUCCUGCAUAGGCAGGGUUUACUGAAGGAUAAGAAAGCCACUGCUCAUCCUUCUAUACUAAGCACGCUCACCAAUGAAGUUGUAAAUGGUGCCAGAGUAGUUAUUGAUGGUAAACUAAUCACCAGCAGGGGACUCGCUACUGUAACAGAUUUUGCGUUGGCUAUUGUAAGCAAACUUUUUGGUCAUGCCAGGGCAAGAAGUGUUGCUGAAGGCAUUGUUUAUGAGUAUCCCAGGAGUUAAAAGUGAUCUGGUGUCAAUUCCUUGUAAAUGGAAGACAAUUUUCCUGCCGCUCUACUCCUCUAAGAGAAGGCUGCACAACUCAUAUCAAAACAGUACCAUGAGAAACUUCCAUAUCCACUGUCAGCAAAUGAAUGUAUGAGAUAGUGUUGGGUGGUCGCAAGCUGAGCUCACAGAUUAAUAUCUUCCUCUGUAGACACUGAAAAGUUCUUGGCCACCUGCAAGGAAAUUGAUCUCAUAUGCCAGUGCCGGUUCCAGGCUCAGAGGCUAAGGCUAUAAUUAGGAAAUUGAUUUCAUAUGCCAGUGCUGGUUCAAGUGCUGGUUCAAGGUACAGGCCAGUCUAGGCCCCCAGAUUUUGGAGGGUCUUUUUUUUAUUAUUUUUUUAAUAUUUUAAAUAACUUUUUGUUCAGAAUAAAUUAUACUAUAUCAAUUUUUUAUUAGAAAUACAAACUUUAAAUUAUUUGAGAGAAA